Papaver somniferum (opium poppy) is the source of this 957-nucleotide messenger RNA. RefSeq lists its product as uncharacterized. Gene Ontology annotation, molecular function: nucleic acid binding; RNA-DNA hybrid ribonuclease activity. Bases 1 to 957 code for a protein of 318 amino acids. NCBI's taxonomy places the organism in Eukaryota, Viridiplantae, Streptophyta, Magnoliopsida, Ranunculales, Papaveraceae. The record is from RefSeq and is a predicted model, not a curated record. The transcript has a single exon.
AUGGAAAUCACUCAGUUGGUACAAGAUUACAAGGAAUUUUUAAAUUUUUUUGGAGAUUACCUAUUCUACCAAGAACAAAGCAAUUCAUGUGGAAAUGUAUCAAGCAUUCUUCCUACAAGAGAUACUCUGGUAGGAGUCAUUCAAGAUGAUAAUUUCAGCUGCCCCUUUUGCACCCAGCAAAUUGAAACUGCUUCUCAUAUUAUUCUUGAAUGUCCUCUUUCUAAGAUAGUUUGGUUUGCAGUUAUGGGAUUGCACAUAGUACAGGGAAGUAUGUUAUCUGACUGGAUUUGUGGAUGGUUUGAUAAAGUGAUUAACAAACAGAUUCAGGAAAGUGAUUUAUGCAAGAUAGGAAUAAUUGCUUGGUGCAUCUGGAAUUCUAGGUAUGAUAGGGUCUUCAAAGAUGUCUCUUUAACUCCUGAAAGCAUCAUCCAGAGAUGUAGAAGAGAAUUUGCAGUGCUUGAUCACAGGCCAUCUACAAACUACAGACUUCUUGCUCCUCAUAAUAGAAAUAACAUUUACUGGCAACCACCUUUGCAUGAAUUUUUUAAAAUUAAUUCCGAUGGUUCUUUUAUUUCUGCGAAUAGUACUGGAGGUAUAGGAUUAAUCUGUCGAGAUUUUGCAGGUGCACAUCACGGAUCAAAAUGCAUCUAUCUAAGCAGUGCAACUAGUCCAGAACAAGCGGAGAGUAAAGCUCUUUGGGAAGCAAUGAAAUGGGCGAUGGAGAAGAACCUGAAGAAAGUGAUUUUCGAGUUGGACACAAAGCUUGUUGUGGAUGCUAUGUUGGGGGAUGCACUCAAUAUUGAUUGGAGAUUACACAAUCUUAUCUUAGAUAUCAAGAACGUAUUAAAACUUCAUAUCUCUUGGCAAUGUUCCUAUGUGCCUAAAGAGAAAAAUAAAGUAGCAGAUAGUUUGUCUAAACUAGCUAGAACUCAGUUAAUUAGUGGUGUUUGGAUUUGA